CCAUCGCCCGCCUGGCCUGCACUCUGCCUCCCGCCCUGCAAAAGGGAGGUGAAGGGCCAGGGGUGUCCACGGCUUCCUGUUUCCUUUCUAGCUGGGAGGAGGAACAGCAGGCAGCAACCUCUGCCUUGUCCGUGCCCCUUCACGGACCUGUGGCCAAGCUGCUGAGGUGCCUGGGGUGGCAUUCAACUCCACUGGGAGCCACUAGGCCCUGCGCACAGCAGCCCCCCUAGAAAUCCGGCUGCCUAGAGGCCAGAGGGCCGCCAACCCUCAAGGCUGCUGAGGCCACUGCCCCCAUGUCUCUGUAAUGGAAACUUCUCAGCUGCUCUGUGAGCAAGAGCUCCAGUUCCUGCCUCAUGUGGGCUCUGAUCGGCAGCAGAUCGCAGGACAAGGCAGCAGAUCCUGGCCGUGGAGGACCAAAAAGUGAGUGCUGGCAGAAAGGACCAUGUGCCAGUAAAUGAGGUCUGCAGCUCGAGUCUUGCGCCCUGAUUCCCACCCGCGGACACGCCAACCAACCAGAGAGAAUGAGGGGGCCACGUGGGGCUCACAACCUCCCCGGACUGAGAGGGAUGGUGACAGGAAGUGCCCUCCCUCUAUCCUGAGACCCAGACGGCAGGAAUGUGGAUGCCAUGGGGCUGAGCCACAGAGAACUUCAAGGCACGUGCGCUUCCGAGAGCCCCUGGAGGUGGCUGUGCACUACAUUGCCCGCAAGGACACCACAGCUGCCGUCAAGGCCCCACCAGCAGAGAGAGAGAGAGAGAGCCUUGCAGGGCCACAUGGGGGAGCUGCCUGGACUGACCUACAGCCCUCCUACAGUGCCCAGCCGACCAGCUUCCCGUGGUGGCUCUCUGCUCCAGCCAGCGUCCUGCAGUGGCUCCCUAUUCCUGUGGCUGACUCUGUGUGUUCUGCUUGGAGUGGUGUUAGGCCUGUGCUGUGGCCAGGCCAGUCACGUCACAGUAGCCCUGGAGGACCUCUGGGGCUGGCUCCUCGUCCUCGUCUUGCGCCUGUGGCAUGUAGUCCUUGCCUGUUGGCACUGCCUCCUGCGGCUCUGACACGUGGCCGAAUGGCAAUUACACCUCUGACCAUCGCCGGAGGGUGAUGUUGGAGCGGGGCGGGUAGGGUGGUUUGGGGGCCAUGGUGGUGUAGCCCAGGCACUAAGACAGAGCUCUGCUAGCCAGUGCUUGACAAACCCAGGGGCUCCAAAAGGCUGCUGCUGUGGAUUAAGUGGGGAAAGGGGGUGCCUCUGGCUUGAUGCUACAAGUAACCCCUACACCAGUCAGCACAGGCUGGGAUCUUGGGGCUUUAAGGUUGUGCCAGAGAAAGAACUCAGCCACCGUGGGUGGGGACUCCUGUGUUCCCGCCGGUCCUUUGUCUUGGGAUCCCUGGCCCGGAUGCUGUCACACCUGGAUGCUGUCACGCAUGCCAUACAACCCUUUGAAGAUAAGUGUCACCUACAUCUGAGGGGCAGUUUGGGAAGACGAGCCCCAGACUCCUGCUGCUUUGAAGGCUAGCCGCGGCUUCUGUCAUACCAUCAGGAGAUGAUCUCAGGGGCCUUCCUCUGCAGUUCAUGGGAGCCCUGUGGGUAUCUGAGCCUGGGUCUGCCUCCUCCGCUUCACACCGAGAUCUGUGGUGUGGGAGCAGAGGUCAACUCUGCAGGCAGCAGCUCUCGGAACAAAGAUAUAUAUAUAUACUUUUGUUCUGAGAAGUCCCACUUCCAGGGCCACAGACAAGUCCAAGGCCAUCAGGCCUGCCUUGUCUCCUGAACCCAUGGAGACAUAGUUCUGUCGUGCUUAUUGCAAGGUCAAGGGAAGCAAGCACAUCGUACUGAACUUCAGGACCCCCUAGACCUGCCUGGAGGGGGAGCCCUGAACACAGUGAGGAGGCCCAGUCAGACCCAGGAGGAUCCACCAGGGGGACCCUGCACCACCCUGGAAUAAACUUCUGAUCAGGGUUUGGGAGCCAGGGGGAGGCUUGUGGUUGUCCUCUUAAGGUGUCUCUCUACUUAUGUGGGCAGAAACAGAUUCCAUAUUAAAACACCCACACCCUCUUCACCUCAGGAUUAUUACAGAAAUGAGGGAUGUAACACAGUUGUUGUGGAAUCCCUUCAGGGCCAAGCAUGCUCAUCUAGACACCAGAGCAUACCCUCCACCCACAGGUCCUUUGCAGCUGUCACUCAUGAGAAUUUGGGGGACCCACCAUGCCUCCAGGACCACAUCCUCCCCAGAAAGAUGUGCCCAGAUUUCUAGCUCACUGGGAUGCCAUCUGCUCCUCUCUGGCCUUCAGGUACUCCACACAGUGAUCUCCAGCUAUAAAGUUUGAGGGCACAGUCAGGGAGGGGCCAGUGGAGAGAAACCCUGCUUCCAGGAGCGGUCUAGAGAGGACCAGCCUGGGAAGCCACUCACCAGGAUCAGCCAUCACCGUGGCUGCUGUUGCCUGCCCCAGCCCAGCCGCCCCAGGACCCGUUCAUCUCAUCCCACUCUGGUAAAAGACAAGCUCAUUACGGGCCUGUUACUCCAGCUAUGGAAACAGACACUAAGAGAUGAGAUGGAAGACCUUGAGGUCACCCUUCCGUCCCUGCCUCUGAGAGUGAAUACCCUCUAGGAAGGGCAUUGGUCACCCCAUGUUUUACAACAGAGAACCGUGGCUUCCCACCCCACAGCCAGCAUUUGCUGCAGAGGCCACAGGAAAAGUGUGCCCAGCUCUGUAGGGGCCGCAGAACCCUACCCUAGCCAGUUUGGGUUUUCCGUUUGUUUCCUUUUCACAGUGCUAACCAGCACUGCUAGGCAAACGGUCUGCCACCGUGUUACAUCCCCAGUCCUGUUUUGUUCCAGAAUAAAUGUCCAAAAGACAUACACAGAGAUACAUGUGCCUAAGAGAUGUCACCAAACCCCAAACUCAUGUCUGAGGGAUGGUGUAGGGAUGGGGAGCCGGGGCCACAAGAGUCAAACUCCUUAAAUGCCCAGGCAUGAAGGACCGCCCAUGAGCACCUGGAACC
Messenger RNA from Peromyscus maniculatus bairdii (prairie deer mouse), 2992 nucleotides. It is a transcript of the gene C14H14orf180, whose product is annotated as chromosome 14 C14orf180 homolog. The record is from RefSeq and is a predicted model, not a curated record. NCBI's taxonomy places the organism in Eukaryota, Metazoa, Chordata, Mammalia, Rodentia, Cricetidae. Gene Ontology annotation, cellular component: plasma membrane.